Molecule: messenger RNA, 2903 nt
Organism: Venturia canescens
Lineage: Eukaryota; Metazoa; Arthropoda; Insecta; Hymenoptera; Ichneumonidae
Product: serine protease filzig-like
Exons: 8
Coding region: 489-2507 (672 amino acids)
Biological process (GO): proteolysis
Molecular function (GO): serine-type endopeptidase activity
Source: RefSeq, a predicted model, not a curated record
GCUCUCGCGUUCACGGUGAAAGCGGAGAAGAAGCGAGCUCGGCGCGAUGCUCGGCUGGUGUUCUCCCUCUUGCCUGCGCUGAGGAGGGGCCGAGGGAACGACGCGGAGAGGCUCGACGGCGCAGUGCAGAGUACACGGAGCCGCGGUGACAAUUGUCGGGGAACGGGAGCAUCCGCUGGAGCAAAGAGGCUCGAGUGCCCGCGCGUCCAACGGUUCGAGAAGCUUCGCAGUUCUUUCGAGGCUGGACGUUCCGAAUUUAGUGAGAAAAGUUGCAACCGCGGCUCUGCAAGCGUCGGGGGCCUUUGCUUGAGGUCGGGUCGGUCUCGGGGGGCUCGAACAUGUCCGGGGGGGUCCGGACCCAGGUUCCGUGGAAUCGCGAUCACCGGAAGUGACCAGGGCCGAAGGGACUGGGGACCGGACGAUGCGAGGAGGCUCGGCGAAGAGCAGAAGCGUCCCCGAAGUCGCUGCACGCGGUUUGAGCAUUUAAAAUGGUGAAGGCAUCGAGACCUGGUGGAAGGGCGCUCGGAGCAGCCCGGAGACUCCGUUGCACGAGGCUCCUCAUCCUCUUCCUCGCGAUCGGCCCGAGCUCCACCGCAGCCAGGCGACAUUUUCAGUAUCAACGGAACGAGGCUCUGCCGACGAGGUUCCCGGACGUCCGGCGCGCCCCCCACGAGCCGAGGGACGACCAGGAGCCCCGGGCCUACCGACUCGCCCUCGAGAACGACUUCGAGGAACCCGCGGCUGCUGCAACCUCCUCGGCGAGCCGCAACAACCCCCACGUCAGACGGCACGCCCCCGAGCACUCCAACUCCCGACGCUUCGUCGACGAAUUCGAGCUCGACGAGAGCCUCGACUCCUGGAACAAAGAGGACGACACCGCGGAACCCAGCAGCCCCGAAAACCUCGCUACUUUCCUCAGAAACUUGGCCGACACUCGCAACAUCCGGUCCCAAGAGUUCAACGGCGACGCUGUCCAACCAGGCCGGAGGGGCGGACGCAGGAGGAAGCUAACGAGCCACGAGCAAGGCCUGCUCCUCGUCGAGACACUCCGGAAAAAGCGCAACUACACGAGCCCCGGGAAGCCUGGGGGCGCCGACGACUAUCGAGGCUACUCGAGCAACGCUGUUAACAGUGGAAUCAUGGAUAUGCUCGGUAGAAUGAUCCCCCAAACCUGCAAGUACAAAGGUGCUAAGUUCGAGUGCGGUUUGAGCAUAAGUUGCGUCCUCGGUGGCGGUCGCCCCGUCGAUCUGUGCUCGGGUGGAUUAAUUUGGAGCUGUUGCGUCGACGACGACGAUAUUCCUGACAAAGUUCCUAGACCGAGUGUCGGUUUGCUACAAAAUGCGACGUUCUCGUUAAACCUGGCGAACCAGCGUCCGUACGUUGACGAGGAGGUGAAUAUCUACAGUUCGGGGCCUGGUUUGACGCGGCCGAAGCCGCAGGAGCACUUCCAUCACGAGUCGAUGUCGACGCGGCCGUCGCUGGGCAAUUCGCCGGGGCAUUUUUACACGAGCAUGAACGCUGUUAAGCCGACGAGCGUGCCGUACGAGCAGAAUUUCGGGGGGAGUUGGGAGCACGAGAACCGUCCGAACGAUUUGAUCUACGAGCGUCCGUACGCGAAACCGGAUCGACCGGAAAUCGGUCCGUAUCAACCGAUCGGCGAUUACGGCCAGCAGCAGGACGAUUACGAGAGCUCGGGGCCGUUCCUGAGGCCCCAGGAAUCUCACUCUUACCACUCCUCGUACCGGGGCUGCGGCGAACUGUACACGCGAAGCAACCGCAUCGUGGGUGGGCACAGCUCCGGAUUCGGCAGCCAUCCGUGGCAGGCGGCGAUUAUCAAGUCGGGAUUCCUGUCGAAGAAACUCUCCUGCGGGGGCGCCUUGCUGAACAACCGAUGGGUCGUCACCGCCGCCCACUGCGUCGCCACGACACCCAACAACAACCUUAAGGUCCGCCUCGGCGAGUGGGACGUUCGGGACGCUGCCGAAAAGUAUUUGCACGAGGAAUACAACAUCGAGAGGAAAGAAGUCCACCCGCAGUACUCGCCAACCGAUUUCCGCAACGAUGUCGCACUCGUUAAACUCUCGAGGGUCGUGGCCUUCAAGCAGCACAUUGUCCCGGUCUGCCUACCAGCGAGAAACCUCAAACUAUCGGGUCGUACGGCCACGGUUGCCGGCUGGGGGAGAACUCGUCACGGUCAGAGCACCGCACCGUCGGUACUUCAAGAGGUCGACGUCGAGGUAAUACCGAACGAGCGAUGCCAGCGAUGGUUCAGGGCUGCUGGUCGCCGGGAAACCAUUCACGACGUCUUUUUAUGCGCUGGAUACAAAGAAGGGGGUCGAGAUUCUUGCCAGGGAGAUUCGGGAGGCCCGUUGACGAUGGCGGUCGAGGGGAGGCACGUCCUCAUCGGUUUGGUGUCCUGGGGAAUCGGCUGCGGUCGGGAGCACUUGCCCGGUGUUUAUACGAACAUUCAAAAGUUCGUUCCGUGGAUAGACAAAGUGAUGAGUUGAGACGAACAAGAGUUGAGAAAGUGCGAGAUUAUAAAUCGGGCGAUCGGCUUACCGGCUCAUCUCGGGGACGAUGGAAAUGCGUCCGGGUAAACCGACUGUAAUAUGCUCAUGACGGCAUUUGUGUACGACUUUUAAUCGAUGAGCUGAAAGCGACCCUCGAUCAAUGUGAAAGCCCCAAAGACUUUUUCGAGCUUUUCGAACCUCCGUGAAUUUAUUUCAUUAUUUGUAUUAUAAUAUUUAAUAAUAUUUAAGCGUUUAUGUUUUUGUAUCAUAUAAUAUUUAUGCGUGGCCGAAGCUCCGUCGGCGUUUCAGCGUCAAAUAACGACUUUUUUUUAUUAGUUUUAUUAGUUAUUCAAUUCCGUACAGAUUUUUUGAUUAAACGAUAAUAUUAGGGUU